This is a messenger RNA of Aedes albopictus (Asian tiger mosquito), 12285 nucleotides long. RefSeq names its product cubilin homolog. The transcript is spliced from 14 exons. Gene Ontology annotation, molecular function: calcium ion binding. The coding region runs from base 927 to 12125 and encodes 3732 amino acids. The record is from RefSeq and is a predicted model, not a curated record. NCBI's taxonomy places the organism in Eukaryota, Metazoa, Arthropoda, Insecta, Diptera, Culicidae.
GACACGGUCGGCUGCGAAUAAAAUUUCAUUAUUGAAUGGCAUAAGUUUUGAAACCUUCAAGUUAUUAGACAUGCUCGGGUCCAUAUAGCCAAUGUGGUAAUUGUACGGGUGUUUAGCAUAACCAUGCUGAAGGUGACAGGUUUGGUUCGGUCCAGGAACCAUUCGUAAUGGAGUAAUUCCUUGACUUCCUUAGACAUAGAGUACGCUAGGGAAAAGAAGAAAACAUGGCUUAGCUAGGCUACCGGUAAAGUCUCAAACGCAAUAUUAUUUGUCCAUGAUAUAAAUAGAAAUUUGUAAACCUUUUUAAAAACAAUAAUAAACUUUUAUUUUGUGCGUUAUUUCUUGCCGCCUUUUAUAUAUGGCCAACCAGUUAUAUUUGGUUCCACUGGCUUCAAAGGGAUAUAGGUGAAACGAUUAACGCAAGCAAGACCAUGUCAAAGAUGUCUAGGUUUGAUUCUCGGUCGGACCUUGUCAUUAAUUUUUUGGACUAUCAAGGGCACAGAAUAUCUUCGUAAAGUCACAUGAUAAACGAGUGCAGAAUGGUCAAUUGACAAAGAAAGCUUUCAAUUAAUAACAGUGGAAGUGCUUAUAGAUCAUGAAACAACUGAGCAGCAGGUCGCGUCCUAGGUAGGACUUUACGCUACACAGAAUCAUGAAGAACUGUAUUCAUAGUGUAAUGUUACUCCAUGUUCCAAACCAACUAUGUAAAUUUAUACUAUCAAAAAAGGGGUGUUUUGUCCAGACAUCGAAUGGGCGGCUCACAAAUGUCUCUUAUCAACAAUGCCCAAUGUCAUUCAGGCUAUAUAAGCAGGAGGAUUAUCCUCUGGUAAGGCAGUAAGGUAAUUGCGGUUCCGUUUAAGCGUGUUCAUUAAAUUCGUAGAGUGUAAUCUUUUGUGCAGAAUAGUGUCAAAACAACAUGAUGUAUAAUGGAAAAUAAAGUGAUACUACUGGUGUUACUUAACUUUUUGGUUCAAGUUUAUUGUUAUUAUGAAAAUCAACCAAAACUGCUCACCAACGAUGGACAUCUCAUCAUCGAAUCGGCCGUGGACCGCAACAUCACCGUGCUGUUGAAGGGCAACAGUUUCUUCAACGUCGGUGAUGUGAGUCUCGGAAAAUUGCUACAUGGUCUUGCAAACGUGUCUUCGUCGUCGUCAUCAUCUUCGGUACCAUCCGACUCGAGCCUUCCGAAUGGAUCAAGUCAGCUUCAGUUCCUGAUGAACGUCGUGAGUGGGCCGUUCGGUUUGCAGAAAAGGAUCGCUGCACUGGAGAAUGGAACUAGUGACACAGGUGAAGGACGAGGUCGUGGAAGGAUCAACAAUAUCAAUCGACGGUUGACUGUGUUGGAAAGGAAGGUCGGGAACGUGUUGAGUAAACUGAGGGAGAACAACUGUAAGACAAGCCCUUGCCAAAACGGGGGAACGUGUAUCAGCUUGUUCGAUUCGUUCGUUUGCCUUUGUCCUAAGAACUGGGAGGGUCCGACUUGUGCCAAUGAUGUCAACGAAUGCUCCGAAUUUGCGGGUACUGAUUUGGGCUGCCAGAAUGGUGCAACGUGCAAGAAUACACCUGGUGGAUAUAGUUGCAUCUGUGCUAAUGGAUGGCAAGGAAUACAUUGUAAUAGUAAAACAAAGGAUUGCUUGACGUCUGGUAGUGAACUGUGUGGGCAUGGAACGUGCGUUCAGACUAAGGAAGAACCAGGAUAUAAAUGCAUUUGUGAUCAAGGAUGGAAGAAUAAUGGUGUAAUGCCAGCGUGUUCAGUGGAUGUAGAUGAAUGUGCAGAAUCUAAACCACAUUGCUCAAAGGAUCCAGAGGUAAGCUGUAUCAAUCUACCAGGGUCGUUCGUGUGUGGUAGUUGCCCUGCGGGAUACACCGGAAAUGGAUUCUACUGCGUGGAUAUAGAUGAGUGCCAAACGAAUAAUGGAGGAUGCAGUACUUCCCCUGCAGUUACAUGUAUCAAUCUAAGGGGUUCUUCAAAAUGCGGCAAUUGUCCUUUGGGAUACAUGGGAGAUGGGCAGACCUGCACACUGAGAGGAAACCGUUGCACACCAGGUCUUUGUCAUCCAUUGGCCCGGUGUAUGGACUACUCGGGUGGGGUAGUAUCAUGUAUUUGUCCACCCGGGUAUCAAGGCUCUGGAUAUGGAUCUACUGGCUGCAUCCGGAUGCCAAUGAACCCAUGUACGUUCAACCCGUGCAAGAACGGUGGUACCUGCAUCUCAAAUGGCAACAAUUACACCUGCACGUGUCCACCAGGUACUGCUCAGCCGAACUGUGCCAGGCUCAUCUCACCAUGCGCCAUUAACCCAUGCAUGCAUGGUGGAACUUGUACUCCGUUCAUCGAUCGCUACGUUUGCACUUGUCCGUCAGGAUAUACAGGGAUGCGCUGCCAGAGUGUACAGCGGGCGUGUGGAGGCGUCCUGGAUGUCUUAUCUGGAAGCCUGACAUACCCAAUUGGCAAUGGAACAUACAAUCAUAAUGCAAGAUGUGCUUGGCUGAUCAUUACGAAUCACACCAAAAUCUUGAAUGUUACAUUCACAAAGUUCAACUUGGAAAACCCACUGCAGAAUAAGGAAUGCAAGUACGAUUGGCUUCAGAUCCACGAUGGCAAAACUUCAGCUGCGCAUAACAUUGGGCGAUUCUGUGGGAACACAUUGCCCAUGGGAGGCAACAUUCUGUCCACUCAUAACUUCCUAUAUCUCUGGUUCCGGACGGAUAAUAGUACAGCUCAUGAUGGGUUCGCUCUGCAUUGGGAUAGUAUCGAUCCUAUUUGUGGAGGAGAGUUGUCGGUUAAAAGUCAUGGAGUUAUAGCGUCACCGGGUUCGCCAGGAAAGUAUCCUCCAAAUCGGGACUGCAAGUGGUUCUUGAGUGCUCCCCCUGGUAAACGGUUACAGUUUCAUUUCUUCACCAUGCAGUUGGAGGCUCAUGAUUCAUGUGAGUAUGAUUUUGUUCAAAUUAGUGAUGGAUUGCAGGAAGAGGCGCCUGUGUUGAAGAAGUAUUGCAACACAUCACACCCGGAGCCGUUGGUUACUCCAGGGAAUGAAGCGACCGUGUAUUUCCACUCUGACGAGGAUGGAACCGACUCUGGGUUCCAGAUAAGCUAUUCUGUGAUAGAGGGUAUUCCGGGAUGUGGUGGCGUUUUCACUAAGACCGAAGGAGAAAUUAGUUCCCCAAGACGAUAUGAAGAUAACAAGUAUCCAAAUAAUUUGAUCUGUGAAUACCUAAUCAAUCUACCACAAGGAAGCCGGAUCAAUGUUCAGUUCAAUAGAUUCCAUCUCGAGUCCAGUGAAACAUGCAAGUUCGAUUACGUAGAAAUGUUCGACGGGAGAACUGUGGACGAUCCCUCGUUCGGAAGGUUUUGCGGAGAGCGUGCACCACCGCAGUUUCGAACCAACUCCAACAGCCUGCUGGUGAAAUUCCAUUCAGAUUGGUCCCAAUCGCAAGGUGGUUUCUCGCUGACUUACAAGCUAUUGUGCGGAGGAGUUUACACAGACCCAAGCGUAGAGAUAACCAGCCCUGGAUAUCCGAAGACGUACGGAUUGAAUCAAAGAUGUGAUUACGUUAUUGAAGCCCCGCUUGGAAAGGCUGUUUUGCUGGAUUUCCAAGACUUCGAUGUUGAAGGAAAUUCUUAUCCCAACUGUGAUUUGGACUUUGUUGAGAUAUACGACGGACUAGAAGCCAGUAACUCUUCUUUCAUAGGACGAUAUUGUAGUUCGAAGAUCCCUCCAAGGGCUAUUUCAUCGCUGAACGUAAUGUUGAUGCGCUUUGUAUCGGACGCCUCUAUCGGAGGCAAGGGAUUCAAGGCCAAUUUCACAUUUGUCAACGUGACUUGCGGAGGCGUGAUAACUUCGGAAGAUUUUACAAUACGGCCUCCCUCAAUGACAGACCAGGAGAGCUACAUGCCGGAUUCUGACUGCCGGUGGGUCAUUGUUGCUCCUAAGACGCAUGCCAUCCAGUUGACGUGGAACAGCUUCGAGUUGGAGAAGAGCAGCAAUUGUGUGUAUGACUUUGUGGAGAUUUACGACAACUCAUCGGUGUCGAAUCCGCUGGUGGGAAGAUACUGUGGAACGACGAAACCACCAGCACUAACAAGCUCGGGAAACGUAGUCACUAUUCGUUUCAAGAGUGAUAGCUCCAGUUCCAAAGAUGGGUUCAGUCUAUCGUUCCUAUUUCGAGAUGUAUCAAAGUUAUGUGACGGAAAUUUCUUCACAUCAACCGGUGUGAUCAAGUCUCCAAACUACCCACAGGAAUAUCCGUCCAACAAGAUCUGCGAAUGGGUGAUUACGGUUCCAUUGGGGCAGCAAAUUGAGCUGAAUGUGAAGAACUUCACCAUGGAAAAGCACACAGCAUGUCGAUUCGAUGGUUUGGAAAUUCGUAACGGAGGCACAUCCAGUGCGCCAUUGAUCGGAAAGUUUUGCGGAACGGAUGACUUCAACGGAACCAUCUCUUUCAGUAAUAAAAUAUACUUGAAGUUUUAUUCGGAUGCGUCGCGUAACUAUGGUGGAUUCUACAUUGAAUGGGACGGUACGUCUACAGGCUGUGGUGGAGUACUUACUUCUCCAAGAGGGUCGAUUAUCUCACCAAACUAUCCGGAGUCCUAUGGUAAUAAUGCACAAUGCGGCUGGCGAAUUACCGUCAGUGCUGGAUCUGCAAUACAUAUAGUGUUCAUAGACAUUGACAUGGAGAGCGUUGCCAAUUGCCGGUACGAUCAUCUGGAAGUAUUCGACGGACGGGAUGUGGCUGGUAAAAGCUUGGGCAAGUUCUGUACCGUCGACACCGAUCCGAUACAACUUAAUACCGAGGAUAACCAUGCUUUUAUAAAAAUGAGAAGUGAUGAUACUAACCAGGGCAGAGGAUUCCAUCUCAAAUACAACAUUCUCUGCAAGCGUAACAUCACCGGAUUUGGAGGAGUUAUCGAAUCCCCAAAUUUCCCCGACAAGUAUCCAGGCAGUUCUGAUUGUCUGUGGACCAUAAACGUUCCACUUGGAAACAAAAUCGAUAUUGAAUUCUCUCAUUUCGAGCUGGAAAAUGGCAUGAUCUUCAACAGUGAUCAAAGUCACGUUUGUCAUUUUGAUUACGUUGAAAUCAGUGAGCCGAACGACGAACAGAAUGUUCCGAAAAAGUAUUGCAACCAUAUGCCUGCUUCAAUGACAUCGAAAGGAUCCACCGUUCAAAUCGGUUUCAAAUCCGACACCAGUGGUGAGAGCAUUGGGUUCCGGCUUGAGUGGCAGCUUAACGGUUGUGGCGGCAUUCUGACAAGGCCUUUCGGAUCAUUCAACACUCCCAAUUAUCCCAAUGAAUAUCCCACAAACACCCAUUGCUUGUGGACGAUUGCGGUUGUUCCAGGAAGUGUGAUAGAAUUGACAGUAUCCAACUUCAACAUGGAAACAUCGAGUAGCUGUCGAUACGAUGGACUAACAAUAUCGAAUACUGAAGAUUUUGACCAAAUAAUUGGUACAUUCUGCCAUACUCAGAAAGAACCAGUGAAACUGACCAGUUCUGGUCACAUACUGUAUGUGAAAUUCUACAGUGAUCAAACGUAUACGUAUAAGGGCUUUACCGCCUAUUACAGAACUGUUCCAGCCCAAUGUGGAGGACUUUUGACGACGCAUCAAGGCUUCCUGUAUUCUCCCAACUAUCCCAAGAAUUACCCGGGUAACCAGUCCUGCGAGUGGAUAAUACAAGCGGAACCUGCCUACACCCUUAAGUUCAAUCUGGAAGACAUUGGCAUCGUUUCCAGUCCCAAUUGUUCGCAGGACUAUCUGCAAGUGUUUGACGGCAUGCUUCGUGACGAACGGAAGCUGCUGAUGAAGGUUUGCGAUAGCGAGGCAAACGUUACAUCCGUGAUGUCCCGCAGCAAUCAGCUCCUGGUCACAUUCAACUCCGAUGCGGCAUUCGAAGCGAAGGGUUUCAGGGCGAAUUACUCGAUUAACUGUGGUGGUCGAAUUAAUGUAACCCAUGAUGGAAUAAUUUCUUUAGAAAACACGCACCGGAUCAAAUCGGAAAAUUGCACUUGGAUUCUAGUGGCGGAUCAACCAAUGCAGCAUAUUACUCUGCAGGUGAUGCACAUGAACAUAGUCGAAGUGGAGGGUUCUUGCUUGGCCAACCUGACGAUUCACGAUGGAGAAGACAUCAACGCACCAGUAAGAUUCACCGGAUGUGGAAGUAAAACUCCCCCUGCGAUUGUUAGCAACGGGUACUCGUUGACUGUGCACAUAACAUCGGACGAUUACAAUCUGUUCAGCUUGCUGGGGAUGCAGUUCAUUGCAAGUUAUUCCGUGUUGAAUAACGCAUGUGGAGGAGAACUGACGUCCUUUUCCGGUGAAUUUGCUUCACCCCACUAUCCGAAUCGUUAUCCCAUGAACGUGCAGUGCAUCUGGGCCAUAAAGGCAUCGCCGGGCAACACGGUUCAGUUAUACUUCCGGGAACUGGACUUGUUUGAGUCUGAAGAUUGCAACGUUGACUACCUGGAAAUCCGGGAAACUUCCGGCAGUGGGAAGUUGAUUGGUGAUUUCUGUGGUAAAAACCUUCCGGGGAACCUGACGUCGUCCAACAGUUUUUGGAUCAAACUGCAAACAGGAAAUCAGGGCUUUGCGAAGGGUUUUCUAGCCGAGUUCUCGUAUGAUAUGUUCAGUGAGCUGACUGGAAGCAGUGGUGUAGUUACGUCUCCUAUGUUCCCUCGAGAUUAUGCGAGAAAUGAGAUUCACACCUGGAGAAUCAUGGUUGACAUAGGAUCUGUCAUUUCAAUGAAGUUUACAGCCUUUGAAAUCGAUGCCAAGUUUGUGGAUACUUGCGAAGGCCAACUGGAGAUUUACGACGGCUUCGAUGACACCGCAGAGCCACUGAAGGGAGAGCUUUGUGGACUGACGCCCCCAGAACCAUUCAAGUCAUCAUCGAACGUGGUGUUUAUUCGGCUUGAUCACUCGGACGCCAGUGGCCCUUCCAAGUUCUCGUUGAGUUGGGAGCAAAUCGGAAAAGAGGAUCAAACUCCAGCAUCAACGGACACCGAUGACCAGUUUUGUGGAGGCCCACAUGUAAUUGUGCUUUCCGAAAAUGCGACAACGUACAACCUAACAUCUCCCGGUUAUCCAAUUGGGUACCGGGUGAACUUGAACUGUAGUUGGGUGUUUCAAUCUGCAAGUCAGACAGAACAUGCCUUCUUGCAGCUUACCUACGUAGAUUUGGAAGAAACGGACGCAUGUCUUUCGGAUUACUUAGAAAUCUCUACAUCUUCGGAUAUGAUAUCAUGGUCUAAGGCGGAAAGAAUUUGUACCUUUGGAUAUAGAGUGAAGUCCAUGUUCCACGGUAAGCCUUUCCUGAAAGUAGAUUUUCGUUCCGAUUACUACGCUAACCGAACCGGAUUCACCGGAAUUGCUUCGCUGCGUUGCGGUGGUGUUAUGACGGAGUCAAACGGGGUCAUCGAAAUAAAAGACACGCAAAGUUACAAUGAGACUGCUAGAUUCCUAGAUUCUGUUUGCAUGUGGAACAUUACAGUGCGUCCAGGGCGAACAAUAGAAUUCCAGUUCGAGUCGAUAAAGCUUCAGAAAACGGAGGCGUGCGAUGCUACGGUAUCCAUCAAAAACGGAAUAGAUGAGUAUUCUCCUCUGCUGGGUUCGUACUGUGGCAAUGAAAUACCAGGAAAGGUGAAUACUUCUAGCAACAGAGCGUUUGUUAAGUUCAAUUCCGGACAUAUAACAACCAAUCAAUUCAAACUAACGUAUCGUGAAGUCGGUAUGGAGUGUGGCGGAAGAAUUAUAUUACGUAAAAACAAUUCUCCGAUGACCCUUACCACACCCAACUUCCCAGAAAUGCCUCAUCCACAUAGUGAGUGCAUUUGGACCAUUAUGGCUCCAGCUGGUGAAACCAUCAAAUACGAAUUCAAACCGUUUAUGUUGAAAUAUUCGCAUAACUGCGUGAAUGAAUACGUUGAGGUUCGGGAUGGUGGCACUACCAGCUCCAGUGUUCUAUUGAGGGCCUGCACUCAGGAAAACGUGCCCUCAAGACUUACCACCUCAAACAUGUUACGAGUGCGGUAUUUCACGGACAGCUCUGACCCGGGCAACGGGUUCAAAUUGAACGUAUCGAUUGCCAAGUGUGGAGGAUCCAUCCAUACUCGAAAAGGUACCGUACAGUCCAAAAACUAUCCAAUCCUCGGAGGGUACCCUUUCAAAUCAGUUUGUGAAUACUUCAUUUCCGGUAGUAUGAACACAGUUCUGAACCUAACCUUCAUGGACAUAAAUCUCCCAACUGCAACAAACUGUUCAAGCGAUAAUUUGAAAAUCUACAGUGUCCUGCCUGGGGAGAACGUCACCGAGUUACUGAUUGGAACGUACUGCGGUUCGCAGAUUCCAACAUCUGUCCUGACGUAUGGCAAUCAAGCAAAACUAGUGUUCACGACGUUUGCAAUGCAGAGUAGCUAUCGAGGAUUCAAAAUUGGAUUCAGUUCCGUAGAAGACCAGUGCGGCGGGGAAGUCAACUCGGCAGCUGGAGAUAUCACCAGCCCUGGAUAUCCCGAUGGAGGAGGACUGAGAUUUAGACGAUUCUGCGAGUGGAGAAUUACGGUACCGGAAGGUCGACGAGUGAAGGCUGAAUUCAUAGACUUGGACUUGUCUACAGUUAGUGCAAGUUAUAUGCAACGCAUAGGAUUCUAUCACGGAUUUGACUAUUCGGCUCGGAUACGGUUCGUCACCGGUGGGUCCUACAAUAACAAACCGAUAUACUCCAGUAACAACAAAAUGAUGAUAAACUUCUGGUCUCGGAUUUCCUCGGAUAACAAAGGGUUCAAGAUACACUUCAGCAGUGACGAGCCGUCGAUGUGCGUUGGAAAUUUGGAUGGAGAUGAGGGAAUGAUUGCGACUCCGAUCAACCAGACAAGCUUCAUGUGCGAAUACAGGCGUUCCUCGGGAGUGUUUUCGGUGGGACCAGCUGGCAGGAAGACGGGAACAAUGGCGCUGUACUUCAGCGAAAUGAAGGCCGGAAUGUACAAUAAUGCAUGUGCAUUGAGUACCAGAGGUAUAUUCAUCUUGCGAGGCGCCAUAGUCGGAGGCCAACCGGGAGUUUUGAAAAAGUAUUGUGGAAACGCUACAAACAGCGAUUUGAUAAGAUCCCCAUUCCCGGAUAUGUACAUUCUGGCUCGCCAAGGCUUAUUUUUGGGUGACGUCCGGUUCAAGUUGCGCUAUCAAAUUCAUCAAUGUGGUGGAAUGUUCGGAAGUGAGUUGAAAAACAUCUCAAGUUCAAAUUUGGCAAAGAAUACCGGACCUGUCGAUUGUGCGUGGUACGUUGACUACCCGGAGAAUACUUUAAUCAACAUAGAGUUUGCUAACUUUAACCUGAACGAUUCAUGCGACAAUGAGUACCUUUCAAUUUACAACGGUCCUACCACAAACAGUCCACUGUUGGGCAAAUUUUGCAAAGGAAGUGGCGUGGAAACGAUCAUCACACAGGAUCGUUACGCAUUCAUAGAGUACCACUCGGAGAACGCCAAUUUGAGGGGCGAUUUUGAAAUGAAGCUUGCUGAAAUGACCUCUGGAUGCGGUGGGACUCUUCAUAAGAACACCGCUACUUUUGGUUCACCGAAUUUAGGAGGUAAAUACGCUCCCAAUAUGGAAUGCAUCUGGACGAUUCGAGCCGAUAUUGGAUAUCACGUUGGAAUAAGCUUCAUCAAUCGCUUCAACCUGGAGAAAAGUGAAAACUGCUCCAAAGAUUACUUGGAGUUCUUCGACCGCAUCAACGACAGCUGGACUAGCGUGGGUCGCGUUUGUGGAAAGAAUACUCCGAAAAUGUUCAACUCAACUGGAUCCCUGAUGAGAGUGAUAUUCAGAACAGACUCUAGCGUGGAAGGCGACGGAUUCACCAUCAAAUGGGAACAAAAUUGCGGUGGAAUAUAUACGGUAGAUCAAAACACGGGUGUCAUGAUGAGUCCAAACUAUCCGAUGAACUACGAUCGGAUGGUGACUUGCAACUAUACCUUCGUUGCUAACGAUCAAAAUUCGUACGUAAACUUGAACUUCAUCGACUUUGCACUUGAGGAUGGUCCACAAACGUCGAUUUGCAUAUAUGACAACAUAACUUUGUAUAAGCCUAUGGAUUACCAAACGCCACUCCAAUGGGAAAAGGUUGGAACUUACUGCAAGCAAAACUCCCCCGGGCGUAUAAGGUUCAAGGGCAGAGUAGCUGUCGUAUUCCGGUCGGAUCGAUGGCUGGAAUCCAGGGGAUUCAAAUUUGAGUACAAACUCGACAGCUGUGGUGGUUCAAUUACACAAUCCACUCGCAUCGCAAGUCCAGAAACGAACACAAAAAUCAGUGGAUAUGGCAACAGCUUGUACUGUACAUGGAACAUAACGAUUCCCGAUGGGAAGAAAGUCAUCGUGCGGUUUGAAGACUUUGAACUUGAGCAUUCUGACGGAUGUUAUUUCGACAACGUCGAAAUUUACAAAGGGCUGGAAAAGAAACCGGAUCAAAAAAUGGCAUCACUAUGCGGAAAUCUAACGGCGCAUGCACCAGCAAUAAGCAUCAAGGGAACUCAUGGAGUUGUCUACUACAAGUCGGAGCAAUUCACCUCUAAUAGCCAUCACUUCUCGGCCUUAGUAUUGUUUGUAAACGACUGUGAUCUUCAGGUAACCCUGGAACCUAACUCACAACCUUAUAACCUCAACAUGCAGAACAAUGAUCCCGCAAUGCGCGAUUGCCAAUACACGUUUAAAGCUCCCCCGGGGUACAGUCUGCGGCUUACCUUCAACAAAUUCCUUCUGGGUUCUUCCCGCAAUAGUACGGGUUGUUCGGACAACUUCGUGGAGGCACGUGACGGAGGCGGUCCAUUUGCCGACCUGAUUGGAAAGUACUGUGGCUACGCUUUACCAGUGCCUGCGACGACAUACAGCGAGUCCCUGUUUAUGCGAAUGGUGACCGACUCUACGGGACAGGGAAGCGGGUUUAAUGCAACCAUAUCGCUUGUGGAAACCCCUUGCGGUAGAAGUUACUACAACUUGUCUGAAGGUCAGGUGGAAGUUGUGCAGAGUCCAAACUACGGUAAGGGAACUUAUCCAUCAAAUACCAGAUGUCUUUGGCGAUUGGAGGUCCCUGCUGGGAAAACAAUCAACGUGGAGUUCAACGAUUUCAAGCUGCAAAACUACAGCGAUGAUUUGGAAAAGUGUCCCGAUAAGCUAGAGUUCUUUGACGCGAGCGUAAAAACAUUUAUCUAUGAAGGCUUAGGCGAAGAUGUGAUAUUCCGAGGAAAAUCGUCACAUGCACAGAAGUCUUCGUUUUAUCAUGGUACCAGAAAUCCAAAUUCCCAUCACAUUUACUGCGGGUCCGGGGGCCUUCCGGUAACGUACCAUUCUCAUUCGAGCAAACUUUACGUGAAGUUUGAAAGCGACGAGCGCGUCCAAGACGUAGGAUUCCGUCUGUCCAUACAGCAAAACAAUUACUGUGGUCAAAACUACACCCGACUGCAGGGUCGCAUCAAUAGCAACUACGUGGUACGGAAGGAACACUGUACCAUCACGAUUCAGGUUCCGGAGAACUACACCCUAGCGUUGUACUUUGCCAUUUUCUACACUCAUGCUCCGGACUGCGAGAAGGAGGGCAUCCGGAUCUACGACGGACUGGGAACGGAUAAACAACUGGAGCUGCUGUGCAGCUAUUCGACGCCGAAUCCAGUGUUUUCGGAAAGUAACGCGCUGAGGAUAGAAAUGCCGCCGUCGCAAGCAGAACAUGUUUCGACGAUGAUUGAUGCUUCGUAUCUGGCUACGGAUCAAGGACGAGGAUGCGGAGGAGAGAUGUUCAACUAUGGGGGAAUAUUCAGCAGCCCGUUGUACCCCAACAACAAUCGCACCCGGAAGCAAUGCUUGUGGACGGUGACGGUUCCGAACAAUAUGCGUAUUGCUUUGAAAUUUGACACUUUUGAUAUGGGAAGUAUUACUACUUGUAGUACGGAUUAUGUUGAAUUGAUAGAAGUCAAGGGUGCCGAGAAGCGGACUGUCCGAAAGCAUUGCGGUGGAGAUCAGCCAUCGACUUAUAUUAGUGAAAACAGUGUGAUGCAGGUACUUCAUAAGCAGACUCAAAACUUUGGAGGCACAGGGUGGCUAGUAAAAUACAUGGCCAUCGAAAAGGAUGCAUUAGUAAAUAAUUGGUAAAGGCUUUGUGAAUUUGUAUUAAAUUAUUUUAUUUAUUUCUACAUAUAAACAAAAAACAAUUGAUUAUCGUAACUAUAAAAUCGAAUAUUCGAAUUUAUACUACACAACCUAUGGUAGAUUUUAGAUGAUGUCUCAAUAAAGCAUGAUGUGUAAAAAUCCA